AAUUGAUUUAAAUUUCGUCAAUGAAAAAAAAUUAUAAAAUAGGAAAUAUUCAAAUCGAACAAGUGUGUUUAUUCUACAAAAUAAGAAAAACAAAGUCACAAUUGAGAAAUUGUGAAAUGAGACAAUUGUGAAAUUUAAACGAUAAUGUAAAUAUAUAUAUAUACAGAUAUAACUCAUACACAAUAAACAUAGUUUGAAUUUGAAUUAUCUUCAAGUAAUAAACGAAAGAACAAUAUCUGAACGUUGAAAUUAGCCAAGGUGAAGAAAAAUUAAUAAGACAAAAAUUGAGUGAACAAAAUGAACGUGUUAACGUAUAUAAUCGUUUGUUUGACCAUGUGUCUAACGUUAUGUCAAAGUUAUCGAAUAUUAGGAAUAUUUACGUUCCAUGGUAAAAGUCAUUUCAUCAUGUUCGAAGCAUUGAUGAAGGGUUUGGCCAAAAAGGGUCACCAAGUUGAUGUAAUAAGUACAUUCCCGUUAAAAAAGCCAGUCGAAAAUUAUACCGAUUUGGUUUCCAUACCGGUCAAAUUGAAAUUGGUUAAUAACGUUUCAUACGAGUUUAUGAAAAUGGCCCUAAGUGGUGCAAUGGCAGUAAACGCUGUGGCAAGUAUUGGUGGUAACGAUUUAUGCGAAUAUUUAGAAUUACCGGAAAUUCAAAAAAUCAUCAAGAAUCCACCCCAAAAUCCACCCUACGAUGCCGUUUUAAUCGAGAUCUUUGGUGCAUCGUGUUUUGGUAUAUUUGGUAAUAUUUUGAACGUACCAGUGAUCGGUGUUAGUUCAUCGGCACUUUAUCCAUGGGCCAAUCCAUAUAUAGCAAAUCCAGAAAAUUUAGCAUUCGUACGUAACAAUUUGUUGAGUUACGUCAAAGAAAUGAAUUUUGGUCAACGUGUUUAUAAUACAUUGCACACGUUAUUCAACAAAAUGUAUUUCAAUUAUAAAACCACCAAGUAUCAAGACGAAUUGAUUAAAAAACACGUAGGUCCUAAUAUGCCAUCUGUACGUGAAGUCGAAACCAAUAUUUCAUUGAUAUUGGUUAACACUUAUUUCUCAUUGAACGGUAUUAAACCUAAGACACCUGCACUUAUCGAAGUUGGUGGUUUGCAUGUACAAGACGACGACGAUACCGAAUUAUCUCCCGAAUUAAAGAAAUGGGCCGACGAGUGCGACAAAGAUGGUUUUAUAUACUUUUCUUUUGGUUCUAUGGUCAAUAUAGAAACAUUUCCUAAACACAUACUCGAUAUAUUUUACAAAUCUUUCGAAUAUAUAUCACCUGUUAAAAUACUUAUGAAAAUACCUAAUCCUAAAAAUUUGCCACCUGGUUUGCCGAACAACGUACGCAUAGCACCAUGGUUACCGCAAUUAAAAAUAUUAAAGCAUCCCAACAUAAGAGCAUUUAUUACUCAUGGUGGUCUUAUGGGGACGCAAGAAGCCAUAGCUUGCGGCGUUCCUAUGAUCGGAAUCCCGUUAUUCGCUGAUCAAUUUACCAAUAUCGAAAGCUACGUAGAGAAAAAUAUUGCUAUCAAAUUGGAUUACGAAACCAUGACGCAAAAUGACAUGAACGAUGCAUUGCACAAAAUCGUAUAUAAUUCAACAUACAGGAAAACGGCACGUAUAAUAGCAGAUAAAUUUAUAGACAGACCAUUGAAACCAAUUGACACUGCUAAUUAUUGGAUAGAAUAUGUUAUAAAGCAUGGAUAUAAUUCGCUUCAUUCACCAGCUUUGAAUUUAUAUUGGUGGCAAGUAGCACUUUUGGAUGUUUACGUGUUCAUAUUUGUCGUUACAUUAGUCAUUAUUUAUUUAAUAGUUCAUUUAACAUUAUUAUUAUUAAACGUGUUUUCAUCUAAUUCUAAAGUUACUCAUAAGAAAAAAGUCACGUAACGUUUUAUAUCACUUAAAUCAUUUACAACAAUAUAUAUGUUACCUUA
Messenger RNA from Polistes dominula (European paper wasp), 1922 nucleotides. RefSeq names its product UDP-glucosyltransferase 2. Lineage: Eukaryota; Metazoa; Arthropoda; Insecta; Hymenoptera; Vespidae. Gene Ontology annotation, molecular function: UDP-glycosyltransferase activity. The record is from RefSeq and is a predicted model, not a curated record.